AUAAGUCAUUUAGAAUUACAUUGUCGUGCUGGUUAGAUCAAAAUCAUUUCACAUUUCGCAUUAUAAAGACAUAAAAUAAAAAAAAAAAAAAUUUGAGGGAUUUUUUAUGUGAAAUUUUAAGGCAAUAAAAAAAAGAGCUUAUUUUGUUGAGAACGGGAGUCUUUAGAUACGCAAGACGUGGUGGCUUAUCGUUUUGGAUAUUGCGUUACAAUAAAAAUAAAAGAACUUAAACAUCAAAAUGGUGAAAGAUGAUGCAGAAACAGCCGCUUUGAAGACGGAGCUCAAUGAGCUUAUCGAAAAGUCAAAGGAAGAGUCAAAAAAGCAGGCGGAUUGUAAAUUAGCAGAGAAAUGUGGAGACAUGGGCGCGGUACCAAAAUGUCAUUUGUCGACGAAGAAAACGCUCAAAGGACACAUCAAUAAAGUUAAUUCUGUUCAUUUUGCUGGUGAUUCGAGAUACUGCGUCUCAGGCUCGCUCGAUGGUAAACUCAUAAUAUGGGACACAUGGACAGGCAACAAAGUUCAAGUAAUUCCCCUACGUUCGUCAUGGGUCAUGUCAGUCGCAUAUUCAGUCUCAGGAAAUUAUGUCGCAUGCGGUGGAAUGGAUAACAUGUGCACGAUAUACGAUGUCAAUAAUCGUGAUGCAAGUGGAUGUGCCAAAAUAGUUCGCGAAUUAGCUGGCUAUGAAGGAUUCUUAAGUUCAUGUCGAUUCAUUGACGACAGCCACAUCCUAACCGGAUCCGGUGACAUGAAAUUAUGCGUUUGGGAUUUAGAAGCUGGCAAAAAAACAUCGGAAGUGGCAGCACAUGGUGGCGAUGUCGUAUCGCUUUCACUCUCUCCCGAUGGCAAUCAAUUUGUAACUGGUUCAGUUGAUCGAACAUGCAAGCUAUGGGAUGUACGUGAUUGCAAACAAAUACAAACAUUUUUCGGUCAUACAUCUGAUGUCAAUAGUGUUACUUUCCAUCCAAGUGGAUAUGCCUUUGCAACAGCUUCCGAGGAUAAAACUGCUCGUCUCUUCGACAUUCGUUCAGAUCAGCAAAUUGGACAUUAUGAGCCACCUAAUAAGACUUCUGGUUUCACAUCCUGUGCUCUUUCACUAAGUGGACGAAUGCUUCUCUGCGGCUCAGACGAUAACAAUAUUCACAUAUGGGAUACAAUGACGGCUCAGCACAACUCAACGCUUGGUGGUCAUGAUAACCGUGUAACAUCAAUUUGUAUGGCACCAAAUGGAAUGGCACUCGUCUCAUCGAGCUGGGAUCAAGCUGUUCGUGUUUGGGUUUAAAAAACUCGAAAGUUUCAAGCAUUUUUUUUUACAUUCAUGCUGCGUGCUUUUUCCACCAUUUGAAAAUACUUUUUAUUUGCUACUGCUACAACUGAGAGAAAUUGAUGACUACAUUUUUUUUUGUCUGGUGCGUGGAAAGAGUGAGCGAGCGAUGAAUUGCAAUUGCGAAAAAAAGGCACUUAAUUAAAUUAAAAAAGAUUAAACAUUUAUGUUUCCUACAACAUUUUUAUUUUUUUCGUUCGUACGUUCGAUUGGAACGACCUCAAUCCAAUUUUCAAUUUUCAAUAGCUUUUUUAUUUGGAAUUUUUUUACACAUGCAGACACAUGUGAAUUUUUUGAGUGGAAGGGUAGGAAAAUUGAGGAAUUUUGUCAGAAUUUUUAAAGAUUUUAAAAAUUUUAUUUAUUUUUUAAUUUUUUAAAAUUCAAUUUUGAAAUACAAAAAUCAGACAAUUUUUCUACAAGAAUUCCAAAAAACCACUCAAAAAAUAUUAAAAAUCCUCAUUGUAAUUUCGAAUUAAAAUUAAUACUCACUGAAAUAUCUUCACAAGCAUCUCCCAUGUCCCAUUCUACAAGAAACCAAAAAUCAUUCCAGCAAAAAACCAACUCCAUUUAAAAAAUUACCAUCGAUAUUGCCAUUUUACUACUACUUUAUAUACAAAUAAAUCGAUAAUUGAGUGGAUUUCAUUAAUUGGCUUAUUGUGUUGCUCGAAGCCAAUAUCUCUGUCGAUGUUUUUAUUUAUAAAUAAAUAUUUUAACUCACUGAUACUGAUAUAACAUGGCAUUUUACAGAAUUAUUAUAUGAAUGUCAUUAUUAUAAUAAUGAUGUCUUUAUUCCGAAAUGAUAAUGAUGAUGAUUUUUCCUUUGUAAUCAUUUUAUGUUUAAUUUUAUUGCAGUUAUUGAAUAAAAUUAUGAUCAUUUGGUAGAAUAAUAAAAAUAUUCAUCACAAAAAAGGAGAUUUUGAGCUUUUUUUUGAAGUUUGGUUGCCUUGAUAGAGUUUUUUAGAGCUUUUAUAGACUCAACAGAGAUUAGACAGACAUAGCAAAGCCUAGACAGUUUUAGCAGAUCUUUGGAAGACUUUAAAGAUCAUGAACAGAUUUAAUUGAUUCUUAACUGACUUAAUAGAG
Chironomus riparius is the source of this 2404-nucleotide messenger RNA. Lineage: Eukaryota; Metazoa; Arthropoda; Insecta; Diptera; Chironomidae. The record is from the annotation of a GenBank genome assembly.